This is a messenger RNA of Dermatophagoides pteronyssinus (European house dust mite), 5261 nucleotides long. RefSeq names its product kinase suppressor of ras (gene ksr). Gene Ontology annotation, molecular function: ATP binding; protein serine/threonine kinase activity. The record is from RefSeq and is a predicted model, not a curated record. Gene Ontology annotation, biological process: protein phosphorylation. Lineage: Eukaryota; Metazoa; Arthropoda; Arachnida; Sarcoptiformes; Pyroglyphidae.
UUAUUUUUCUUCGAUUCGAUUGCGAAAAAAAUGCAUCCAGAUAAUGAUUAUGUUGUUGAUCGACCUGAUGAUGGACAACAACAACAAGAAUCUAUAUCAACUAUUCCUUUGAAUUGGUUACAAACGAAUCAAUGGAAUUUAGAACAAUGUUUACAAUGGAAAUUAUCAAUUGAAAAUGAUUUAAUAAAAUUAGAAAAAUUACGUUGUUCAACGAAUGAAUUCGAUGAUUCUACCGUUCAACAGAUACGUUUUUUAGAGAAUAAACUGGUUCGAAAUUUUGUCAAACUGAUUCUAGCUCGAAGACAUUGGUCAAAAUGGAAUGAAUCCGUUGAUGAAUUACAAAAUUUUUCAUUAGUAUCGAAUUGGUUCGAUGCAAUCGGUUUGGAUUAUAAAUGCAAAGAGAUACUUUUGGAUCAUUAUGAAGAUAUUGAAGAAUUAUUAAAUGCUGAUGAUGAAGAAUUGAAAAUUUUAUUGAUGCGUGGAUUUCAUUUGAAAUUGGAUGAAUUAGAUUUUGAUGACGAUAAUCUUGAUGAUAAUGGUUACAACCACAACGAUGAUGAUGAUGAUCUUAAAUAUUCAUAUGGUCGUCUAUAUCGACAACAGCAGCAACAACCAAAAUCGAAUGGAUCGAUAACGGAUCUCGAGGAUAAUGAUCGUAUUGAUGAUGAUCAAGAUGAAGAAUCUACCAUUAAACAUGAUUUACGAAUGUAUAUUCGUGAUUAUAUCCUUCGGGUUUGGAAAGCACAUCAUUCAUUAAAUCGAUGUUUAGAUUUAGUAAAAAAUUUUAAUGAAUUAUCAUCCAACGAUCUGAGCCUGUAUUGGGAUUCAUGGAAUCAUUGGAUUCAACGAAUAUCAACUAUCGAUAAUCGAAAACAAUCAUUACUUUCAGCCAUUGCAAUGUUAAAAAAAUCCAAACAUUCACCAAAACCAUUACCACCGUUACCGGAUUUGAAGGCAAAUUUUUUCCUCAGAAAUUAUCGUCUAAAUGGACAGGAUUCAAGAUCAACUGGUUCAAGUCCAUUAUCACCACCCGUUCCACCAUUAUCAGCUGGAAAUUUUAGUCAUCGAUCAACAUCAUCAUCAUCAUCAUCAAUAAUACAAUCAGGAUUUCAUAAUCUGAAUUUGAUUAUCGAUCCAAAUCAUAUUCCUUAUUCAAAUUCACAACAACAGCAACAACAAUCUUCAGGCAAUUCUUAUCUACAACAUCGACGUCCUACACCACCACCAACACCUCCUGUUAAUCAUUAUCAUCAACAACAAACAAAAAAGUCUUUCAUUUUACUAUCGUCGGCUAAUCUUUUUUCAAAUGUAUCAUCAUCAUCAAAUCGUAAUUCGAAUGAUAGAAAAUUUCCAACAACACCACCACCAAUACGUCGUCAUCAAACAAAUAUUUUCGGUAUUGGUGAAAAUUUCCCAUUAACUAAAAGUAAAUCACAUGAAGAACAUCUAUCGAAUCGUAUUGAACAAUUUGAUCCAAUGAUAAAUAGUAAAUUAUUGAAAAAAUAUAACCUGGUUCCAAUACAAUCCAGUGGUGGUAAAUCACAAAAAUCUUUCAGUAAUCAAUUUCAACAACAACAUCAUUAUCCUCAACAAAAUCAUUCAAAUUAUCAACAACAUUAUCAUCAUCAAACAUCGAAUAAUAAACAUAAUUCAUUGGAUAAUUUACCACCAAUGCCAUCAACGAUAACGACAGCGUCAACGACAAACAGCAUUGUAUCGCAAUCACAGCAAUCAUCAUUUCCACAUUUACAACGUAGACGUUUAGCAACUGAACCUGGAAGUAUAGGGUCGAUAUCACCGAUACUAACAUCAUCAAAUUGUUCAUCACCAUUAGCAAUAUCACCGGAAAAUUAUAACGAUAACAUCACCAACAACAACAAUAAACAACCAACAGCUAUUGAUAAUUGUUUUUUGGAUAAUUUAUCCACAUCGGUACCAAGAUCACCAAGAUCACAAGCAAUGAGUCAUUCAAUUCAUCAUCGGUUUGUAUCGACAAUGAAAAUCAAUUCCAUACAAUGUAAUGUUUGUGAAAAACAAAUGUUUUUCGGUUUUAAAUGUCGUGAUUGUAAAUAUUAUUGUCAUCGUGAUUGUCAGGAUAAAGCACCGAAUUCUUGUGGUUUGCCAAAUGAAUUGGUCGAUAUUUUUAAACAAACAUUAAGUGAACAGGUUGGUGUCAGUGGUGGUAAUAGCCAUCAACAAACACGAUCAUCAUCACCAAAAAAUCAUCAUCAACAGCAGCAACAAUCAUCAAUAAUACCACAACGUGCAAAAAGUCAAAUGUCAAAUUAUUAUUAUUGUAGUAAUUCACAAAUGAAUCUUAUCGGUGGUGGUAAUGGUGGUUCAUCAUCAUCAAAUCCAUCAUCACCUGCAGCUGUUUUUCUUAAUCAUCACCAUAAUCAUCAGCAACAUAAUCAUCAAUAUCAAAUAUAUAAUAAUGGUGGUCAUCAAUCAUCAUCAUCAAAUAAUUCAUCGGCAACUAUAUCACCAACUGUUGGUCAACAAUUUCAAUAUUAUUCAACAACAAAUCAACAACAACAAAAAACACCCGGUAGUGCAAGUAAUAGUUCACAAUUUCAAUUUCCUCCCGAUAUUAAUAUACAAUCAACAAUGUCUAUUGAUUUUGAUGAUUCAUCAUCAUUAAUGGUAACCGAACAAUUUAAUAGUCCAAAUUCAUUAUCAUUAACAAAUGAUUUAAUGGAUAUUAAUGAUAUUGUACAAUCGAAUAAUUCAACCGCAGCAACUAUUUCGACUAUUCAUGAAGAGGAAGAAGCUAUUUUGACCGGAGGUGCUUCACGAACUUUAACAGCAUCUCCAACCAAUUCAUUGAAUAAUCAUCAACAAAAACAAUGUUCACCACAACAUAAUCAUCAAUCAUCAACAUUGAUUGAUAGUGAUAAAUCAAAUAAUUCAGCAUUGGUAACAAGUGGAUCAUCAGGUGAUUCAAUUCGUACCGUUACUGGUCGUUUAGAUUCACAAGAUUCAUCGGAUAUUGAUCAAAAUAAUAAUAAUAAUAAUAAUAAUCAAUGGCCAAGACAAAAUUCGGUUACAUCAAGGGAAUGGGAUAUACCAUAUGAUGAACUGAUUAUUGAAGAAGAAAUUGGUACCGGUCGUUCCGGUGCAGUUUUUCGUGGUAAAUGGCAUGGUAGUGUUGCUAUUAAACGUUUAAAUAUGGGCCAGUUGAAUAUGAAUGAAGAAAAAGCAUUCGAAUCAUUCAAACAAGAAGUGGCUAUUUUUCGUAAAACACGCCACGAUAAUCUUGUAUUGUUUAUGGGUGCCUGUAUGAAACCACCACAUUUGGCUAUUGUAACAUCCCUUUGUAAAGGACUGACAUUACAUACACAUAUCCACAUUAGACAUGAUAAAUUCAAUCUGAAUCGUACAAUUAUGAUUGCCGAACAAAUAUGUCUGGCAAUGGGUUAUCUACAUGCACGUGGUAUUAUACAUAAAGAUUUAAAAACAAAAAAUAUUUUCUAUGAAAAUGGUAAAGUUAUUAUAACGGAUUUUGGUUUGAGUUCGGUUGCAAAACUUUGUAUAUCAAAUCGACGCGGUGAUUGGCUUACCGUACCAAAAGGAUGGCUUUGUUAUUUAGCACCGGAAAUUAUUCGUACAUUAAAUGUUCAUUCACAAGAUGGUGGUGAUGAUUUACCAUUUUCAUUCUCUACGGAUAUCUAUGCAUUUGGAACCGUUUGGUUUGAAUUAUUAUUUGGAAAUUGGCCAUUUUCUGGCCAACCACCUGAAUGUAUUAUAUGGCAAGUUGGUAAAGGUAUUAAACAACCGAUUGUUAAUUUUCAAGCAUCUAAAGAGAUUAAGGAUCUUUUAUACACUUGUUGGGAAUUUCAUCCAGAAAGUCGACCUGAUUUUUGUAAACUUUAUGAUUAUAUUGAAAAAUUACCAAAAAAACGUUUACAACGUUCACCAUCACAUCCGGCACAUUUGCAACAUGCAUCCGAUGUACAGCAAACACGAUUGGAAGAUGUUCUGGAAAAAUAUAUUCCCGCUAAUGAAUUGAUGGAUGUUAAACGAAUUCUGUUUGGUGCCGAAACUCCAAUAUUGAACAUUUCGGAAAAAAUUUCCAAUCUUGCACGUGAACGUAAUUUCGAACUGCGUGGUUAUCGUUUUCCAUGUCCAAAAGAACAAUUAAGACCUUCGCGUAUUGUUCGUGUUGGUUUGAUUCAAAAUCAGAUAUGUCGUCCUACUAAUGAUCCUAUUGUCGACCAACGACAAUCAUUACAUAAUCGUAUUGCAGAAAUAUUAAAUGUAGCAAUGAUGUGUGGUGUAAAUGUUUGUUGUUUUCAAGAAUGUUGGACCAUGCCAUUUGCAUUCUGUACUCGUGAACGAAAACCAUGGUGUGAAUUUGCUGAAAAUGCUGAAAAUGGUCCGACUACAAAAUUUUUGAAAAAUUUGGCAGCCAAAUACAAUAUGGUAAUUGUAUCACCAAUAUUAGAACGUGAACAGAAUUCAGAUAUCAUAUGGAAUACAGCGGUUAUUAUUUCAAAUCAUGGACAGGUUUUGGGUAAAACCCGAAAAAAUCAUAUACCACGUGUUGGUGAUUUUAAUGAAUCAACUUAUUAUAUGGAAUCAACAUUGGGACAUCCAGUUUUUGAAACUGAUUUCGGUAAUAUUGCCGUAAAUAUUUGCUACGGUAGACAUCAUCCACAAAAUUGGAUGGCAUACGGUGUGAAUGGAGCGGAAUUAGUAUUCAAUCCAUCGGCUACUGUUGGUGAACUGUCCGAACCAUUAUGGUCGAUUGAAGCACGUAAUGCUGCUAUUGCAAAUUCAUAUUAUACAUUUGCUAUCAAUCGUAUUGGGACCGAAGUUUUUCCCAAUGAAUUUACAUCGGGUGAUGGACAAAAAGCACAUCGUGAUUUUGGACAUUUUUAUGGAUCAAGUUAUGCAUCAGCACCAAAUGGUUCACGUACACCUGGUUUAUCCAGAAUUAAUGAUGGUCUAUUGGUUGUUGAAUUAGAUCUUAAUCUUUGCCGCCAGGUUAAAGAUCAUUGGGGAUUUAGAAUGACACAACGUUUAGAUAUUUAUGGAAAAUUAUUUACUGAAGCAUCCAAACCAAAUUUUGAACCACAGCUUAUACGAAAUCCAAACAUUCAACACCAACAACAACAACAACAACAGGAACCAAUGAAAAAUUUGGAUAAAAAGACCAAUAGAUUGUGAUCAAUGGAUUGUUUUUCUGUUUUGCUUGUUUUUUGUUUAUUAUUUUGAUUAUUAUAAGAUUUAAAAGAUUAGUUGAUUAAAAGAGAUAAUUU